Ctenocephalides felis (cat flea) is the source of this 2879-nucleotide messenger RNA. RefSeq names its product enhancer of polycomb homolog 1 (gene E(Pc)). The transcript has a single exon. Gene Ontology annotation, cellular component: piccolo histone acetyltransferase complex. The record is from RefSeq and is a predicted model, not a curated record. The coding region runs from base 280 to 2736 and encodes 818 amino acids. Lineage: Eukaryota; Metazoa; Arthropoda; Insecta; Siphonaptera; Pulicidae. Gene Ontology annotation, biological process: regulation of transcription by RNA polymerase II.
UCGUCGACGUAUUGAAUUGGUGAAUAAGCGGGAAAAGUUUCGCUUGUAUAUUUCAAUCGUGCUUAGUUAGUGUUAUUGUUUACAAACAAAUGAUUUAGUAAAUAAUUUUGCAUAAUGUGCCAAUGUGACGUCAAGUACUUACUACUUGUGAAUUAUUUUCACUUCAUAGAUACAAUUAUGAACGAUUUUUUUUGAAAAAUCUUUACGUCAGUAAGGUUAGGUACGCGCGUUUUGCAGUUCCUUAAUUUCGAGUCCGAAAAGUAUUCCAUAAGUUGCAACAUGUCUAAGCUAUCGUUCCGAGCGAGAGCGCUGGACGCCUCCAAGCCAAUGCCAGUCUAUAUGGCAGAGGAACUGCCCGAUUUAGCUGAGUACACUGCGAUAAAUAGGGCUGUGCCUCAAAUGCCAAGUGGUAUGGACAAAGAGGAAGAAUGCGAACAUCAUUUACAAAGGGCAAUAUGUACAGGACUCAUAAUUCCAACACCUGAAGUGUUGGAUCUUGGGGAACACGAAGUUUAUACACGAUCUUAUCAUGCCGAUUGCAAAAUGCCUAGGCAGUUGAUACACAUGCAACCCUUAGCAAUGGAACAAGAUAUUCCUGAUUAUGAUAUGGAUUCAGGUGAUGAAGUUUGGGUUACGGAACAAUCGCAAAGGCUUGAUUUAUCUCAGCUUCAAUUCGAGCAGAUGAUGGAUAGGCUAGAAAGAAGCUCAGGGCAAACUGUUGUCACAUUGGCAGAAGCGAAGGCAUUGCUCAAACAAGACGAUGAUUUAAUAAUAGCAGUAUAUGAUUAUUGGUUGAAUAAAAGGCUCAAAACUCAGCAUCCUCUUAUCUUAACAGUUAAAACUGAGAACCGAGGUGGUGCUGCUAAUAAUCCUUAUAUAGCAUUUCGAAGAAGGACAGAAAAAAUGCAAACUAGGAAAAACAGGAAAAAUGAUGAAACUUCUUAUGAAAAAAUGCUAAAGUUAAGGAGAGAUCUUUCUCGUGCGCUUACUUUAUUAGAAUUAACAAGAAAAAGGGAAAAAAGUAAACGAGAAUUACUGCAUCUCACUAUAGAAAUAUGUGAAAAGAGAUAUCAGGCCAAAGAUUUUACAGGUCAAAUAAUGUCCGAAUUAUCUGCAAUUAAACCUAGCCGUCCAGCAUUUGCUCCCAUAUUUACCAAUCAGUACGCUAACCAAUAUAAUUCCUGGAAUACAAGUAACUACUUAUCUGCAGGUUCAUACCAAAGUAAAAAUUCUCACAGAGAAAAGGACCGAGACCGUGAUGAGUACCUUCCAAGAAGAGAAAAGCGCCCUAGCAAGAAACGGAAACAUAAAACACAUCGAGAAAAGUACUUCAAUAUUGCUAGUCCAGCAGUUAAUGCUCAGAGCUCUGGCGAGGAUGAAGGAUCAUCAGCAUUAGGAGGAAUGCCUGAGGCCGAAGAAGAAUCUGCAUUUGUUUUUCAUAGAAAUAAGGCAUGUUCAUACCAUUGCCCAGUUGUUAGGAACAGCCAUGAUCUAGAUAGGCCUCAUGAAAUGUUUUCUUUGGCCUCACUGCGGUAUCCACGAAAGAGAAUGCUGGGAUUUGCAAGGCGUCGAGUGGGUCGUGGUGGCCGAGUUAUCAUCGACCGAGCAAGUGGCAUUGAUGAUAUCUGGUCUUCACUAGGUUUCACCAUUCAUGAUAAUCAAACAAAUUGUGACAAAAUUGAAGAAACAGACUUUCAUAAAAAGCAACGAUUUGUUAGGUUACUUCUUACUGAACGAGGCAGGUGUAGUGCAAGUGGUAAAGAUAAGGCAGAUGAUAAUUUAAGUGAUGUGGAGUUAGACAAACUAGAAAAUGAAAAAGUUUCAUUGUUUAGUGAAAUAACAAAUGAGUGUUUGCAUUUCAGACCACGGACACCUCUAAGUGAUAUUAUUGAUUCCAAUUAUACGCCAAUAUUAGAAUCGACUGAUUCAGUGUCAGUCGAGAUACAGAAUAUGUCACGGGACAGGGACCCCUUACUAGUAGAAUUGGCUCUACAAGAAUUGUGUAAUGAACAGAGUUCCUCAUCUGACGAAAUAGAUGUCAAUGAUCCAUUUGUUACAGAUUUCUUGAAUGAAAGUGGUGAGAGCAUAGCUUUGGAAGACGGUGUUCUUGAUAGUAUUUUGUCAGAAAGUCAAAUUAAUGAUUUGAAAAGUCUUCAUGGUAGUAAUACAAAUCUAACUGAUAUUUUAGAUGAUGGAAAUUUAUUAGCUCUCGGAGAUGAACUAACUGAGGGGGCUGAAUUAUUAUUAAAUCAAACAAAAGACAAUCUUAAUACCCUUCAGAAUGGCGUAGACCUAGCUGAUAAUAAUGACAAUGAUUUAUUAGAUUCCUUAUGUAGUGAUAAUAGGUAUUAUUAUAAUGAUACUUGUUAUAAUGAACAUAUAGGCUGUUCACAAUUUUCGGUAACGUCUUCAGCAUCAAAAUGGUCUUCCUCUUCAUCUAAAAUUAAAGUGGAAGAUGUGAAGCCAGUUGUUUCUGAAAUACAACUAGAAUCAAAACUACAUGAGGUUCCACCUGUAAAUUCUUCAACCAUGUCAUACAAUUCAGUUCUAUCGGAAAGUGUAUCUGAGGCACUGAGGAGAAAAGUGUAUAGGAACAAUAUUGACUUAAUGAAGUCUUCGACUUUGAAUGAGGGUUCAUUAGUGAAUUGUGUUGAAAGUGUAAUGUUUAACAAGAACUCUAAUUGCACUAAUGUUGUAAAAGGGGAAAUUACGCUUAGUAACAAUACAAAUAGGUGAGGGGCAGUUUACGAGAACCCGACUGGACUCUACAAUACAUUCCCGGGUCGAUAUUUCGACGUGUGUAAUGGAUAUGACUCUGUAGUUAUAUUUAAUGCUAUGUGCUUUUUAAACAUGUCGAUGUUAGUAUCGAUAAGUUAUUA